AUGGCAUUGUGCAGGAUAAUAGCUGCUGCUAGUAUCUCUUUGCACUGCCUUCUGGAAACAUCAAAAGGCGUCUACUUUUGGAUAGAUCUAAAAGAUGCUUCUACGUCUUCUACUGAACCUCCAAAUCUAGCCACGAGGACUACACCUUGCAUCACUUCUAAGCCGGUUUCUAAAGUCAGCGCCAUUUCUCGUUUGCUUUCGUGCCUUUGCUGUGCAACGAAAAGGCGGAAGUCACCUGAUGCCAAGGCAAGGAGUCCUAUCGGUUCCGUAGAUUACCGUCUUCCUUCCUUUGUUUGUCCUCCUCCCUCAAGCAUUACCUCUCAAGAGCCGUCACCAGACGACUCUGAUUUGCGUGCUCGCGAACAGGCUCUACGGCUUGCCAAGUUGGCGAUUCUCGAUGCCAAGUCAAAUGACUUCUACUCGGCUCUCGCAAGUCCACUGAGUGACGCAUUGGUGAAGUUCCUUGAGCAGACAUUGGGAGUGUUGGUGUUAGGAGCAAGGGUAGAGUCCUACUGUCCCAAUGAUUGUCUUCCCCAGGGUUUACUUCAACCCCUCUCAGCUGCUACAGCCGUGUCAAUUGUGGCGACAACCUACGAAGCUCUUGAGCGCCUUCACGAUGCUGUCACUCUAACAGCACAUGAGAACUCCUCUCACUUGCUGCCUGCCAGCAGCCUCUCCUCGGCUUUGGAGACUAUCUUUCAACAGGAGACUGAGUUGAUGGAGAAAAUUGAUUUGAAGGAUAUCCGUUUGAGUGUUGCGUUGCAAGCAGACGAGAUGAGAUUGGCGGCAAGUGAGUUGGAGGAAUAA
This is a messenger RNA of Hydatigera taeniaeformis, 807 nucleotides long. The record is from the annotation of a GenBank genome assembly. NCBI's taxonomy places the organism in Eukaryota, Metazoa, Platyhelminthes, Cestoda, Cyclophyllidea, Taeniidae.